Molecule: messenger RNA, 2645 nt
Organism: Lontra canadensis (Northern American river otter)
Lineage: Eukaryota; Metazoa; Chordata; Mammalia; Carnivora; Mustelidae
Gene: ARID3A
Product: AT-rich interaction domain 3A
Exons: 9
Coding region: 412-2220 (602 amino acids)
Biological process (GO): regulation of transcription by RNA polymerase II
Cellular component (GO): nucleus
Molecular function (GO): DNA binding
Source: RefSeq, a predicted model, not a curated record
CCCUGACCUGAAAAUUUCUGGCCACUCUCCCCCCCCUUCCGAACACCCCUGGGCUGCUGGUGCGUCUUCGGACCGAGUGCGAGGGCCGAGGGGGCGUCCGGGAAGGGGGAGGGGGCCUCCCGAGACCCCUCCCCGCGUCCCGGGCCGCAGCGCUGAAUCACCGGCGAGGUUUCUGCAAACCCGUGAAUGAGCCCGACACCAGCCGCUGUGACCUGGUGCCUGGCGUGAGAAGGAGGCAGCACUGGCAUGCCCUCGGCCUGAACCCGGCGGUCCCCGCCCCCAUCCCCCGCCACCCUGCACUGUCCCGGCUCCCCUGAGGCCCCCACACUGCAGUGCGGCCAGGCCCCCUCCCCGCAGGGGCCGCCCCUGCUGCCCAGCUCUGGUGCCCGGGGCGGCCCGGCCCGAAGGGCCAUGAAGCUUCAGGCCGUCAUGGAGACCCUUCUGCAGCGGCAGCAGCGGGCGCGCCAGGAGCUGGAGGCCCGGCAGCCCGCGCCGCCCCCGCCGCCCCCGCCGGCCGAGCUCCCCGCUGGCCCCCCAGCCCGGGCCAGGGCCAUCCCGGAGGAGGACAGAGAGCCGGAGAAGGCGCGGAUGCAGCGGGCCCAGAUGGCCGCGCUGGCUGCCAUGCGGGCGGCAGCCGCCGGCCUCGGAUCCGCACCCAGCCCCAGCGGCUCAGAGGAUGGGCCCCCCAGCCUGGAGGAUGAAGAUGCAGUCCAGGAAGGGGUGCCAGGCUCGCCUGCCCCAUCAGGCCGAGGCCGGGAGGCACCGGGACAUGCUGAAGACAUCAGGCACCUCGAGGACGUGGGCUCCGACGGUGACCUGAAGCCAAAGUGGGAGGAGGAGGAGGAGGACCUGGAGGACGACCUGGAGGACGAGGAGGACGAGGAGGAGGAGGAGGAGGAGGAGGAGGAGGAGGACUACGAGGACGAGGAGGGGCCUCCAGGCUCUUCCGGCUUGGGCCCUGCAGCCCUCGUGCCCCGUAGGGCCCCGCCGUCCCAGGCCUACCGCGGCGAUAGUGGGCCCCGGGUGCUUGGUGGCCAGGAACGCCAGGGGGCCAGCCUGGCCCACGCCGGAGGGGCUGCGCACGUGGCGCCGCAGCUGCAGCCGCCUGACCACGGGGACUGGACCUACGAGGAGCAGUUCAAGCAGCUCUACGAACUGGACGGGGACCCCAAGAGGAAGGAGUUCCUGGACGAUUUGUUUAGCUUCAUGCAGAAGCGAGGGACGCCCGUGAACCGCAUCCCCAUCAUGGCCAAGCAAGUGCUUGACCUGUUCAUGCUGUACGUGCUGGUGACGGAGAAGGGCGGCCUGGUGGAGGUCAUCAACAAGAAGCUGUGGCGGGAGAUCACCAAGGGCCUCAACCUGCCCACGUCCAUCACCAGCGCGGCCUUCACCCUGCGGACCCAGUACAUGAAAUACCUGUACCCCUACGAGUGCGAGAAGCGCGGCCUCAGCAGCCCCAACGAGCUCCAGGCCGCCAUCGACAGCAACCGGCGGGAGGGCCGGCGCCAGAGCUUUGGGGGCUCCCUGUUCGCCUACUCGCCUGGCGGCGCGCACGGCAUGCUGUCCUCACCCAAGCUGCCCGUGCCCUCGCUGGGCCUCGCCGCCAGCACCAACGGCAGCUCUGUCCCCCCUGCGCCCAAGAUCAAGAAAGAGGAGGACUCGGCCAUCCCCAUCACGGUCCCGGGCCGCCUGCCAGUGUCGCUGGCGGGCCACCCUGUGGUGGCAGCCCAGGCAGCGGCUGUACAAGCAGCAGCAGCUCAGGCAGCUGUGGCUGCACAGGCAGCUGCGCUGGAGCAGCUGCGGGAGAAGCUGGAGUCUGGGGAGCCUCCUGAGAAAAAGAUGGCCCUGGUGGCAGACGAGCAGCACCGGCUUGUGCAGCGGGCACUGCAGCAGAAUUUCCUGGCCAUGACAGCCCAGCUGCCCAUGAGCAUUCGUAUCAACAGCCAAGCCUGCGAGAGCCGCCAGGACUCUGCCCCGAACUUGACCGGCCCCAAUGGCAGCAACAGUAUUAGCAUGUCAGUGGAGAUUAACGGGAUCAUGUACACAGGAGUGCUGUUUGCUCAGCCACCGGCGCCCGCACCACACCCAGCUCCCAGCAAAGCCGGCGGCGGCGGCCGGGCAGGGACCAGCGGGACCAGCAGCAGCGCGGGCAGCCAGGCCGGGCCGGCGGGGUUGUCCACACCUGCCACAUCUUCUACCUCAAAUAACUCAUUGCCUUAACCGUACCACUCCCCACCCGCCACUCCCACCCCAGGAGCCCGCCUGGGCAGGGGGGGCGGGAGUCUGAGGUGGGCCACGCAGGGGCCGGGAUGGCGGUAGAUACGGGUGGGGAGGGGAGGUAUCCAUAAAGGAGCCACAGCUAACGCCAAAAAGAAAGAAAAAGAUAUAUACAUAUAUAUAUAUAAAGAAAAUUUAAUAAAACAGGGGAAAACCAAGGAACACUUGAAUUACUCAGGUUCGGACAUUCAGAGACGUGAAUUGUGAGAGCAGCAGAGGAAGUCGGAAGAGAGAGGGGCCGCCUUUCUGAGGGCUGCAGCCCGGCUGGGCCAACUGGCUGGGUCUGGUUCUGUGCAGAUCGGUUGCCACGGAAGCCGAUCCUGUUUACCUCAUACAUCCCUGCACUGUAUGUUUUCAUUUUUGUCUGU